UGUAUAGAAGAAGUGGAUGCGACGUACACAAGCAGACCUUUGAUCAUGUAGACCUUAAGAGUCAGCCUAGGUUAUAAUGUCAUUAUGAACAAUGGCCCAGCUGUACUACAAAAAGGUGAAUUACUCACCCUACAGAGAUCGGAUUCCUCUGCAGAUUGUGCGGGCAGAGGCGGAGUUGUCACUGGAAGAAAAGGCCUACCUCAUUGCUGUGGAGAAGGGAGAUUAUGCCAGCGUCAAGCAUGCUCUGGAGGAAGCCGAAAUCUACUACAAUAUCAACAUCAACUGCAUGGAUCCACUUGGCCGCAGUGCUCUUCUCAUAGCCAUAGAGAACGAGAACUUGGAAAUCAUGGAGCUUUUGCUCAGCCACACUGUAUAUGUGGGAGAUGCUCUGUUGUAUGCAAUAAGGAAGGAAGUGGUGGGAGCUGUGGAACUACUUUUAAGUUACAGACGACCGAGUGGAGAAAAACAGGUACCCACUUUGAUGAUGGACACCCAGUUUUCAGAGUUCACACCAGACAUAACACCUAUUAUGCUGGCAGCUCACACUAAUAACUAUGAAAUUAUAAAACUCUUAGUCCAAAGAAGGGUGACUAUACCUCGCCCACACCAGAUACGUUGCAACUGUGUGGAAUGUGUUUCCAGCUCGGAAGUGGACAGCCUCAGACACUCUAGGUCGAGACUCAACAUCUACAAGGCUCUGGCCAGUCCAUCUUUGAUUGCCUUAUCCAGCGAAGACCCCAUUCUGACAGCCUUUCGCCUCGGAUGGGAAUUGAAAGAACUUAGCAAAGUGGAGAAUGAGUUUAAGGCGGAGUAUGAGGAACUGUCUCAGCAAUGCAAAAGAUUUGCCAAGGACCUGCUUGACCAAGCACGGAGCUCACGAGAACUGGAAAUUAUACUUAACCACAGGGAUGACCAGAGCGAGGAGCUGGAUCCUCAAAAGAGUCAUGACCUGGCAAAGCUUAAGGUAGCAAUAAAGUACCAUCAGAAAGAGUUUGUGGCCCAGCCAAACUGUCAGCAGUUGCUGGCUACACUGUGGUACGAUGGAUUCCCAGGUUGGCGCCGGAAGCACUGGGCAGUAAAGCUGUUGACUUGCAUCACAAUUGGACUGCUUUUUCCUGUGCUGUCUUUGGCAUAUCUGAUAGCACCCAAGAGCAGGCUGGGACUGUUCAUUAAAAAGCCAUUCAUCAAAUUUAUCUGCCACACAGGCUCAUAUCUCACGUUCCUCUUUUUCUUGCUUUUGGCAUCCCAACACAUCGUUAGGACUGACUUACACAUGCAAGGACCUCCACCCACGGUAGUGGAGUGGAUGAUAUUACCUUGGGUUUUAGGUUUUAUUUGGGGUGAAAUCAAAGAGAUGUGGGAUGGGGGAUUUACCGAAUAUGUACACGACUGGUGGAACUUAAUGGAUUUCGCUAUGAAUUCCCUCUAUCUUGCAACCAUCUCCCUUAAAAUAGUUGCUUAUGUGAAGUACAACGGCUCACGGCCAAGAAAUGAAUGGGAUAUGUGGCACCCCACACUUAUUGCUGAAGCACUGUUUGCAAUAUCCAAUAUCCUGAGCUCCCUUCGUCUCAUCUCCCUGUUCACGGCAAACUCCCAUCUGGGUCCCUUGCAAAUAUCACUAGGACGGAUGCUGCUGGACAUUCUCAAAUUCCUUUUCAUCUACUGCCUGGUGCUUCUGGCCUUUGCCAAUGGACUAAACCAACUGUACUUUUAUUAUGAGACUAGUGCCUCUGAGGAACCUAACAACUGCAAAGGAAUUCGCUGUGAGAAACAGAACAACGCCUUCUCCACCCUUUUUGAGACCCUUCAAUCCCUGUUCUGGUCAGUGUUUGGUCUCCUAAACUUGUAUGUUACCAAUGUGAAAGCACGACAUGAGUUCACAGAAUUUGUUGGAGCCACCAUGUUUGGAACAUACAAUGUCAUCUCUCUGGUUGUCUUACUCAACAUGUUGAUAGCCAUGAUGAACAACUCCUACCAACUGAUCGCUGAUCAUGCUGAUAUUGAAUGGAAGUUUGCCAGGACUAAACUGUGGAUGAGUUAUUUUGAUGAAGGUGGCACUCUGCCACCCCCGUUUAACAUCAUUGCAAGCCCAAAGUCUGUUUGGUACCUUUGCAAGUGGAUCCACUAUAAGUUGUGUCCACAUAAAAAACGUGAAGAGGAACUUCAGAAACAGCACGAGAACCUAAAGACCUUUACGGAGAGGCACGCUGACAACCUGAUUCAGAAUCAGCACUACCAGGAAGUUAUUAGAAAUUUGGUGAAACGAUACGUGGCAGCAAUGAUCAGAAAUUCAAAGACCAAUGAAGGACUGACAGAGGAAAACUUUAAGGAAUUGAAACAGGAUAUCUCCAGCUUCCGUUAUGAGGUGCUUGAUCUUCUGGGAAACAGGAAACCUCCAAGGAGAAGCUAUUCCACCAGCAGUACAGAGGUAUCACAGAAGGAAGAUGCAACAGAAGAGAGACCUAAGUCAAAGAGUGUUUCUUUUAAUGUAGCCAACAAAAAAAAGGAUUUCAAUGUCUCGGCUCUUAUUAAAACUGUGUCUGGGACUGAAAUCAUAGAUAAUGCACCCAAAAGCAAUGGCAUUAGCAAGCGUUCCUUCAUCCGUAAUGGAAACAAGCUCCAAAGGCUUUCAAGUUCCAAAAAGGAAUCUUUUAAAAGACUGGGUUUACUUUUCUCUAAAAUGAAUGGACAUAUGCCAACACCACCAACUGAACCAGUAUACUCUAUUUCUGAUGGACUUAUUCAGCCUCACUGCAUGUGGCAGGACGCAAAAUGUAGCGAGCAAGAGCCAGAGUGCUCUAAAAUUGAAAUUAACCUCAAUGAGGUGAGUCAAGAUGGGAGCAUUGGUGGUCAAAGUCAUGAUCAUUCUCCGAUCUGUUCCAACUCCCUACACUGUGCUUCCGACCUCUGCUCUUCUAAUACAAAGCUAAUAGACUCAUCAGAGGAUGUGUUUGACUCGUGGGGCGAAGCAUGUGACCUGCUCAUGAACAAGUGGAAAGAGGGGCAGGAGGAGCAACAGGUCACAACAAGACUAUAA
Messenger RNA from Nanorana parkeri, 3037 nucleotides. RefSeq names its product transient receptor potential cation channel subfamily C member 5 (gene TRPC5). NCBI's taxonomy places the organism in Eukaryota, Metazoa, Chordata, Amphibia, Anura, Dicroglossidae. Gene Ontology annotation, molecular function: protein binding; store-operated calcium channel activity; inositol 1,4,5 trisphosphate binding. Gene Ontology annotation, cellular component: membrane; cation channel complex. The transcript has 11 exons. Bases 92 to 3037 code for a protein of 981 amino acids. Gene Ontology annotation, biological process: manganese ion transport; calcium ion transmembrane transport; regulation of cytosolic calcium ion concentration. The record is from RefSeq and is a predicted model, not a curated record.